Molecule: messenger RNA, 5825 nt
Organism: Hippopotamus amphibius kiboko
Lineage: Eukaryota; Metazoa; Chordata; Mammalia; Artiodactyla; Hippopotamidae
Gene: RCOR1
Product: REST corepressor 1
Exons: 12
Coding region: 249-1697 (482 amino acids)
Biological process (GO): regulation of transcription by RNA polymerase II; negative regulation of DNA-templated transcription
Cellular component (GO): transcription regulator complex; histone deacetylase complex
Molecular function (GO): transcription corepressor activity
Source: RefSeq, a predicted model, not a curated record
UCCCGGAGUAGUUAGUGCCAGUGAAGUGCGGGCGGCGGUGAGAGCGAAAGUUGCGCCCGGCUCGGCGCUGGGGGCCUGAAGCGGCUCGGCGCUCCGCCCGCCAGGGCUGCCCCAGCCCCGACUCGCGCCCGCGGGCUCCUGCCGCGCGCGCCCGGCCCCGCGCCCGCCCGCGCCGUCUCCCCCGGCCCGCCGCCCCCUCCUCAGGAGCCGCGGGCCCCCGCCGCUUCGGCCCGGCCAGGCCCCCGCCGAUGCCGGCCAUGGUGGAGAAGGGCCCCGAGGUCUCAGGGAAGCGGAGAGGGAGGAACAACGCGGCUAGUGCGGCCGCCUCGGCCGCCGCCGCUUCGGCCGCCGCCUCGGCCGCCGCCGCCGCCUCCUCGGCCGCCGCCGCCUCCUCGGCCGCCGCCGCCUCCGCCUCGGCCGCCGCCGCCCCCAGUAACGGGCAGAAUAAAAGUUUGGCGGCGGCGGCGCCCAAUGGCAACAGCAGCAGCAACUCCUGGGAGGAAGGCAGCUCGGGCUCGUCCAGCGACGAGGAGCACGGUGGCGGCGGCAUGCGGGUCGGACCCCAGUACCAGGCGGUGGUGCCGGACUUCGACCCCGCCAAACUAGCAAGACGUAGUCAAGAACGAGACAAUCUUGGCAUGCUUGUCUGGUCGCCCAAUCAGAAUCUGUCAGAAGCAAAAUUGGAUGAGUACAUUGCCAUCGCCAAGGAGAAGCACGGGUACAACAUGGAGCAGGCUCUUGGGAUGCUCUUUUGGCAUAAGCAUAAUAUUGAAAAAUCAUUGGCUGAUUUGCCCAACUUUACCCCCUUCCCAGAUGAGUGGACUGUGGAAGAUAAAGUCUUGUUUGAGCAAGCCUUUAGUUUUCACGGGAAAACUUUUCAUAGAAUCCAACAAAUGCUCCCUGACAAGUCUAUAGCGAGUCUGGUGAGGUUUUACUACUCCUGGAAGAAGACGAGGACUAAGACCAGCGUGAUGGACCGCCACGCUCGCAGACAGAAGCGGGAGCGGGAGGAGAGUGAGGAUGAACUGGAAGAAACAAAUGGAAAUAACCCCAUUGACGUUGAGAUUGAUCAAAACAAAGAAAGCAAAAAGGAGGUGCCCCCUACUGAGACAAUUCCUCAGAUCAAAAAAGAAAAACAUAGUACACAAGCUAAAAACAGAGCAAAAAGGAAACCUCCGAAAGGAAUGUUUCUUUCUCAAGAAGACGUGGAGGCUGUUUCUGCCAAUGCCACUGCUGCUACUACCGUGCUGAGACAGCUGGACAUGGAGCUCGUGUCUAUCAAGCGACAGAUUCAGAAUAUUAAACAGACGAACAGUGCUCUAAAAGAAAAACUUGAUGGUGGAAUAGAACUGUAUCGACUUCCAGAGGUCAUUCAGAAAUGUAACGCACGGUGGACCACAGAAGAACAGCUUCUCGCCGUACAAGCCAUCAGGAAGUAUGGCCGAGAUUUUCAGGCAAUCUCAGAUGUGAUUGGGAACAAAUCAGUGGUACAAGUGAAAAACUUUUUUGUAAAUUAUCGACGCCGCUUCAACAUAGAUGAAGUUUUACAAGAAUGGGAGGCAGAACAUGGGAAAGAAGAAACCAAUGGUCCCAGUAACCAGAAACCUGUAAAGUCCCCAGAUAAUUCUAUCAAGAUGCCUGAAGAGGAAGAUGAGGCUGCUUCUGUUCUGGAUGUCAGAUACGCGUCUGCCUCAUGAGAGACCCUGGUGGCUUUGAGCACUUGGUGUGGACGACCGUGCUAUCCAGGAUUCAGGUAUUACAGACAUCACCUGGCCAUCUGCAUCACGUCUCUGUGGACAAGCAGCUAUUACCAAAAAAGGCAUACACUUCCAGUCCCGUGCUACAUCUGCCUUAAUUCUCUGCUCGUUCCUCUGUGUUGGCGCCACUUCCCGGAGAGCUUUUUGCGUCUCUCGCUCUGCCUGAGUACGGGGGGGAUCCCGUGGCCUGCACGCCUCCCGCGACUCGGGACCGCCGCCUCAGUCGGAGCCCUGGCCCACCGACGGCAGCUCUGCCCUGUCAGCGGCUUCAGAACCGGUCGUCGACUCGGAAGGUGCGACUCUGUUCCUGCAUGGCCUGCAAUCUCUACUUUGUGCAUAAUGUAAUUUUCAGCGUAACCGUGACCCCAUUGGCCUUCUAGGAAGUUUCCUUUGUUCUUUUCUGAGGCACCCACCUAAGUGAUAUCAUGCUUCUUUGGAGAUCACAAUACAUUGGCAGACUGCAUCACAGCCUGUAUCGUGCCAGACACCCUGACACAACUCACAUGUCCCUGAACGCAGGUAUAAUCAUGGUUUAUAAAUUUGUUGGCUUCAGUCUCUCCCUUCUCCCUCCCCGCCUGGUAGAAAGCUCAUUCACAGCAGCUGUCCUUGGACACUGUAGCUUACAGGGAACAUGGACCUCAACACUUAUCUGCCUUCAGCUUUCAUCACUGUCACCCCAGGAUGGGCGCCAACCUGUCUGCUCCUGAUCCCCCGCCCCUCCCACCACCCAGCUCCAAGAGAAUUGGUCCAUACCACUGUACCUGGUGCUUGUAUAUUUGGAAUUGGUGCCUUCUCCUUUUUGGCAACCAUGUUUUCAUUGCUUUUUCUGUUUCAGUGUCUUAUUUCUUCUUUAAAGUUUAUUGCUUGCCAAAGAUGACAUCACUGAGAUUAGGAGACCGGGGAGAACUUGCUGCAGGUUCUUGACAGAGUGCAGAUUUUAAAUGUCAGGUUAGGGCAAUAAUAAAGGGUAUUAGAGUAGCUGGUGGUGGUUUUAUAAAAGCUCCGUGCUGUUUGUUUCCCAUCCUCUUGGUAUGCCUGCCCUUUUACCUGUUGCUCCACAUAGCCUCUGUGUCCGUCAUGUACGGAUGUGACCACGUGAGCACCAUCCUCUUUCUCAGUAGUGUGAGUAGUGUGUCAGUAGUACAGGACAGAGACGUGAUCAGUUAUUGGCUCUAGUGAGACCAAGACGGAAAGAAACAAGCUGCAAAGUGGUAUGUAAUGCCUUUUGGUUGGACUGGGAACAAGUACAAACGUUUAAUAAAUUUUCUAAAACUUCCAGAAUCACUUUUCUUCUCUUGCCAGACUGUGGGCUGCAGAGGGGUUGCGGGUAGACUGCGCGGUGCGCGCUAACGUGGCCCGUUCCCCGUCCAUGGCUGGCUCAGCCUGCACUAAUAUGUUGAAGGAGCUUUUUUGUUGUUGGUUUUUGCAUCAUUUACAUAUUUUUCAUGCUUUCAAUACCAAAAAGGAAAAAAAAAUUGCAAAUGCUUUAAGGCAUAAACAGAAUUCUUAAGAAUUUGAAAUAUGCAAUUAAAAUUUGAUGUGUUUUUUGUCCCAAGCACCUUGCCUGUUUUUGUUUUGUUUUGUUUAAGUCAGCUGGUUUCUCUUUAGGAAGAGGAUCAGCAAGAGCCUAGAUAUUUUGAAAUUGUACUUCUUUUUUGAAACCUGGAGAAAGGUCAUUCGAAAGGGGAGUGAGAUGGGUUUUUUCCGGUUCUCAUCGCUGGUCCCUACACGAGGCAUCUGUUGGUCAAGUAAGAGCCGGUGAAGAAGAGCGCCAGAGGAGCUGGGGGCAUCACAGCUCGCUGCUCCUGCCCGGACAGGACAGCACAGUAACACUAGUCACAAUGUAGGGGUCCUUUUGUCUUUAUCACGAGCCUGCUGCGUAAUUGGAAAAUGGCAGGAAACACACGGGCAAGAGGCGGCACAAGUUUUGCACGUCGCUUAAAGGGGACACUAGGCCUGAAAGAAGCAUUCGCGUCUCCUUGCUUCUUCUUGAGACCUCCUUCCUCUUAAGGGAAGCAGGAGGCAGGUUGCUGCGGUGGUUUCUCUGCCGGUAGAGCUGUCCCCCUCUUCACCCGCAGGCAGUGCUUGGCAGCGCCUGAAGGCUUGGUGCUGGGUCCUGUGUGGUGCGGCAGACACACCGGCAGUGCCAGGCCUCUGUGCUCAGACAUCCCCUGACCUGGUUGCCGACACCAAGUGGUCCCCAGUCCUGAGAGUCAUGGUGCUGGGGUACUUGCAUCACAGAAGCUGCAUUUCAGCUUUCUCUCCAAGGGAAAGGGGCGUGUUGCUUUCAUUUGCCAGAAGGAAAAAAAAGUAGUUGUCUUUGCCUGACUGCCUUCGUUGUAGUUUCGUGCAUAAGAUAGCACCGUGUUUUAAACUGUUUCAUUACACUGUCUUUGCAAUGAUGUUGUAAAUGCAAGAAAUCACUUAGCUUUAGAAGCCGAGUGAUUUGGUCUUACUUAUGGGAAGACCCUUGUUAACAUAUCGAGACUUCGGUGCAUCAGCAGGUUGUGUUUGGAUGACGAAGGGUCCACAGUGACAACUGCUUCGGAUGCAAUGUUCACUUAAGCUUUGUCUUGUUAAAAAUUAUCAAUGUGAAUGUCAUAAUUAUAUAUAUUUUUUUGUGGAAAAUUUCUCCUAAGUAUAAGUUAUUGUGCAAAGUAUAGUACCAUUGAAGCAAAUGAUAGUUUAACUUUUAGUUUAGAAGUCCUAAAAGAUAUAAAUUCUAUUUGCAUAUGCAUUAAAAGUUUGUUUUAUUUAAUUUUAUGUAGAUGUGUAAAGUGUUAGGUAAAAAUUUUUUUUCAUGUAUUCAUUUAAACACCUUGUUACUUGAAUAUUGUGUUGACUGGUCUGAAACAGUGAUGGACUCUGUAAUAUAGCUCUUUUAACCAGGAAGCACCCUGCCUCAGUUGUGCUGAUGAGAUGAGCAGGGGUGCAGGUUGGUGCUGGUGUCAACAGGAGCCCGAGGUUAGUGUACACCCCUCCCCCGCCCUGUGUCGUCUUGGCACGUGCGCGCCUGCCAGACACCAGUUCCUCGAGAUUGAUGACUUUUGGUAGUUUCUAACCUAUCAGACCCUUUGAUGGUCAUAGACCUCUAAUCAAAAAAUGAAAAAGAAAAAACAGUUGAGUUUUAAAAGCUUACUGUGGUGGCCUACCUUAGCAGCAGUUUUCUGUGCAUACAAAGGUUUCUCAAGCAUCACGCAGUGCUCUAAGCACGCUCCUCGCCACUUUAUGUUUCAACCAUGCCCUGUUUUUGUCUCUCUGAAUAUCAGAUGUACUAUUGGUAUAAUUGCAUACCAAAAAUAAGCCAAAUAGUGCAUUACACUAACUGGAUCCCUGCUUCUGUGAGCAAAGGACGGCUGGAGCCAGCUCACACGAGAGCCUCGCUUCUCCUGUCUGGCCUGAUCGAGAUCGCGUGACCCAGGAUUCAAGCUUCUAGUGAAACUUUGCCUCAAGUUGACUCACGGUAGUUAGCUGAUUUGAACCUAGUAACCUUGUGCAAUGCUAGCAAACACUCUGCCACCCCCCAGAUCUCUGCAGCUUCUCCUACUUAGAGUAAAGCACAAUUGCAGUAACAUCACAGCCCAGCAGAAGGAAGGUCAGCAUACCUAUGCAUGUUGUAUGAUAUCGAGUGUUUACAGCCCCUUCUCCUAAACUCAAGUUUGUACUGGAGCGGAUAGUAUUCCAUUACGUAGACUUAUCAACUUUGCUAAGUGCUUUUUAGACUGCUUAAAAUUUUUUCAAGAUUUUAAAAGAUGUAUAAGGUUAAGUUUGCAAAUAUAAUGGAAAUGCUGUAUAUCUUUUGAAGUGAUAAAAAUCCAUGUUGGAAUUUUAAAGAAAAUAUGUUGUAAUAAUGCUGUUGUAAGUAAUAUUUUAAUGUCUCUUUUUGCCUGUUUUCUAUCUCAGCACAUUCAUUGUGGUGAAUGUUCAUAGCAUUAUAAUUGCUUAGCCAUCGAAUGAUAACAUUUGUUAGUAGAGAUUGAAAAGUUUAUUUGUAAAAUUCUGCAGAAUUCAUUUUUCUAUUUCCAAUAUUUGCUGAGGUUAAAUAAAAAUUUUCAAGCCAUUGAUGUA